Messenger RNA from Triticum aestivum (bread wheat), 2402 nucleotides. RefSeq names its product F-box/kelch-repeat protein At1g26930. The transcript has 5 exons. Gene Ontology annotation, cellular component: nucleus. Gene Ontology annotation, molecular function: protein binding. The record is from RefSeq and is a predicted model, not a curated record. Bases 61 to 2094 code for a protein of 677 amino acids. NCBI's taxonomy places the organism in Eukaryota, Viridiplantae, Streptophyta, Magnoliopsida, Poales, Poaceae.
GCUUCCGCCCUCCCCUCGCCAGAACGCUACUAGCCACACUCUCUCUUGAGGCCGCCAGACAUGUACGAGUACGACCCUGGAGGCAGCUCCUCGUCCCGGCCGCACGGCAAGGAGGAGCUGAAGCCGGAAGUGGUUCUCUACACGGCGUCCGCGUCCGCCGACCUCUACUCCUUGCGCGCCCUGCUGCGGGGUUACGGCCUGGCCAUGGACGAGCGCCAUGUGUCCAGGAGCAACAAAGCGCACCACGGCGAGCUCAAGUCGUUGCUUGCGGCUCGGGCCUGCGUCUUCUCCCUCCCGCAGCUCCUCGUGGGCGGCCCUAAAGAUGUUAGGCAGCUGCACCGGGCCGGCGGGCUGCGGCCUCUCCUCGACGGCGCCCCAAGGCCGUACGCCGCCUUCGUCUGCCAAGCCUGUAAGAGGGUCGGCUCCGAGCCCUGCCCAAAGUGCAGCGAGUCCCGCAACAAGAUGCUGGAUCACGGCGUUAUUGCCGACGAGCAGGACAAGGUUGUCCAUUUUUAUCCAACCCAAGACCACAUGCAGGCUGAAAUGAGUGAACACCCACAAUUGAAGCUGAGGUUCAUGAGUGGAAUGGCUUGGCUAAGAUUUGAGGCGGAUGCAAUGACUAAUCUCUUGAAGCUCACGCUCGUUUUUGAUGCCAUCCCCCAAAUGGACCAACGGCUUGAACUUUUUUCAGAGUCUGAGCAGUGGAAACAAUAUCUACAUGGUACUGCAUUAAUCAGCAUCGAGCAUAUGACAGACCUUAGAGAGGUCUGCGCAAAAUUUGGGGCUGCAGCUGCUGAUCUAGAGUAUGUCUCCAGUAAUCAUCCUAUAAUUGACGUGCAACUGGUGGAUUCCGGUUCCCAUGGUGAUAAAAGCUAUGCAGAGGCUGGGCUUUCUUUCAAUACAAUUGUAUCACCUCGAUAUAUCUAUUCAAUGAAAAGUCCUUUAUCGAAAAAAACUGUUCAUGCUCUGACGAAGCUAUCAGUAAGGUCACCGGAGUCCACUUCCUGCCCGUUGCAUGUUCCAGGAGCAGGAGCUGGUGGAGAGGUUUCAUGGGGCAAUAUCAUUGGUGUGAUAGGUCAUGACCUCUUAAUCCAUUGCCUCCACCGCCUCUCCAGGUGGGAAUAUGGCGCCAUCGCCUCCCUCAACCGUGAUUUCAGUUCGGUGGUUCGCAGCGGAGACAUCUACCGCCUGCGUCGCAAGAAUGGGGUCAUAGAGCACUGGCUCUACCUCUCCUGCAAUAAUAAUCCCCACAAGUGGAAGGCUUGUGACCCGUCCACUGGGCGCUGGAUCCAAGUGCCCAAGAUGCCACCGACUCAAAGCUCCUACUGGGAUUCGCUUGCUGUAGGAACCGAGCUGCUGGUGUUUGGGGGCUACGGAAGGGUUGCCUUGAGAUAUAGCAUCCUUACCAAUUCAUGGACAUGGCUGGCUGAUGUGAUGAACAACCCGCGGUACUGGUUUGGGUCAGCAAGUGUCGGUGAAAAGGCGUAUGUCGCGGGAGGCAAGGAUUCUUCUUCUGGUAAUGUAUUAAGCUCUGCAGAGAUGUAUGACUCCGAGAAAUAUACUUGGACACCCCUUCCAAGCAUGAAUAGGGCUAGGUACGGAUGCUCUGGUGCGUUCAUGGAUGGCAAGUUCUAUGUGAUCGGUGGUGUUAGCAGUAGGCACGAGGUAUUGACAUGCGGUGAGGAGUAUGACUUGAACCGGCGGUCAUGGAGGGUCAUCGACAACAUGUCUCAGGGCCUCAACGAGACAAUCAUGGGGGCUCCUCUGCUACUUGCAGUUGUAAACAGUGAGCUUUAUGCUGCUGAUUACAGAGAGAAUAAUGAUUUGAAGCAGUAUGAUAAGCUGGACAACAAGUGGAUCACUCUUGGAAAAUUGCCUGUACGGUCUAAGUACAAAGAUGGCUGGGACAUGGGUUUCCGAGAAUGUGGUGACCGGCUGAUUGUUAUUGGGCCUCCAAACAAUUCUACUGAUGAAAAGGUGGUGGAGCUUCAUUCAUGGAUCCCGGAUGAGGAACCGCCUGUAUGCAAUUUGGUUGCAACUCAGCAAUUUACCAGUGAGGGGCCGUUUUUGUACUGCGCUGUGAUGGGUUGCUGAGUCAGUACACUGAAGAAUGACUGGCUGCAUGCAUAAUUACCAUGUGCUGCGAUCUGGGAGGGCCUUCUCAUGUCUGAAUUUCCUGGAAGCAUCAACUACAAAAAGAGAAGACAUCAAUAAAUUUCAGGUGGAACAGCCUGAACAAGCAUCCGGACAUUUUAGUUGCUAGAAGUUAAUUUUUGUUGCAAUUUGGAUUCCAAAAAAGUUUGGAUGCUUUCCACGGCAUUCUGAUGAUCUUCAUUUUCAUCACCAACUUUAAAUGUACUUUAUCUGUACCGUAGCACGUUACCGUCGGUUACGUUUGAACA